CCGGGAAAGACUGUGCACCUGCAAUCAUGCCAGUCAGAGUUAAGACGGCAAUCAUGGAGGACGACUGUGUGUGUGCUUACGACUCGACCUGGGACACAGAGAGUGAUGGAGAGGACCAGGCCGCAGAUGGUCAACAUCGUCGAUCUAGUCGAGACAAAAAUAAAUCUGGUUGGACUUCAGAAUCGUGGCAUCACACGCCCAGAAACAUGAGGGCAGCAAAGGAUAUGCAGAACUACAGAAGAGGAUACCCUAAUCUUGCAGAUGAAGAGUGCUCAGAGGACAAAAUGAAGAAUUUGCAGUUUUACCUCAAUAAAUUCCCCUCUUCACCUGAUAAUGUCUACAUUGAAUCGUUCCUCAAAGAAUGGAAGAAUGACUACAAAAAGUUGGAGAGAGUUCACUCAUACAUUCAGUGGCUGUUUCCACUCCGAGAACCAGGGGUAAACUACAUGGCUUCUGAACUCACCAAGAAGGAAAUUGAGGCCUUUAAGAGUAAUGAGGAUGCAAAAAAGAGGCUAGUGGAGUCCUAUGAACUCAUGUUGGGCUUCUACGGCGUCCGCCUGGUUAACAAAGAGACGGGUGAAGUGACACGAGCAGACAACUGGAAAGAGCGCUUCAGGAACCUUGAGCAGAACAUGCACAACAACAUGCGCAUCACUCGCAUCUUAAAGAGUCUGGGCGAGCUAGGAUUUGAGCACUAUCAGGCACCGCUCUUUCGCUUCUUCCUCGAGGAGACUCUGGUCAAGAAAAACCUCACCAGUGUUAAACACAGCAUACUUGACUACUUCCUGUUUGCGAUUCUGGAUAAACAACAACGCCAGGAGUUGGUGCGCUACGCCUACCUUCACUUUGAACCAAAGGAUACAUUUGUGUGGUGUCCCAGGAAGAUUGAGAGGCAGUUUAAGAAGUUCAGGAAGAAAGAAAAACAUCGGCAUUCCUCCUCUUCUUCUUCCAAAAAAGCCAUGGUAAAGAAAAUGUCAAGAAGGACAAAGGUGACAAACGUGACAAAACGGAGGAACUCAGAGACCUUCACCUCCGCCCCCAGUGACUCUGACUUCGCCCUUAAGGACUCCAGCCCCGCCCACGUCAAGGACUUUUUCCCUCUGCCCUCCCACACAAUCUCAGCCUGCCAUGUCUGCUGCUACGUCCAAGCCUGCCACGUCUGCUGCUACGUCCAAGCCUGCCACGUCUGCUGCUACGUCCAAGCCUGCCACGUCUGCUGCUGCGUCCAAGCCUGCCACGUCUGCUGCUGCGUCCAAGCCUGCCACGUCUGCUGCUACGUCCAAGCCUGCCACAACGCCGACGCGCCCACCUUCCCGUCGACCACGGAUUGUCCUUCCUGUUCCCCGUGA
Messenger RNA from Entelurus aequoreus (snake pipefish), 1349 nucleotides. RefSeq names its product opioid growth factor receptor-like. Gene Ontology annotation, molecular function: opioid growth factor receptor activity. The transcript has 4 exons. Lineage: Eukaryota; Metazoa; Chordata; Actinopteri; Syngnathiformes; Syngnathidae. The record is from RefSeq and is a predicted model, not a curated record. Bases 27 to 1349 code for a protein of 440 amino acids. Gene Ontology annotation, cellular component: membrane.